Messenger RNA from Stomoxys calcitrans (stable fly), 1421 nucleotides. RefSeq names its product activator of 90 kDa heat shock protein ATPase homolog 1. Lineage: Eukaryota; Metazoa; Arthropoda; Insecta; Diptera; Muscidae. Gene Ontology annotation, cellular component: cytosol. The transcript is spliced from 4 exons. Gene Ontology annotation, molecular function: ATPase activator activity; protein-folding chaperone binding. Gene Ontology annotation, biological process: protein folding; positive regulation of ATP-dependent activity. The coding region runs from base 187 to 1170 and encodes 327 amino acids. The record is from RefSeq and is a predicted model, not a curated record.
GUAGUACUAAAAAAUAGGCCCUCCGUGACAGUCGACAUGAGUGGAGGUUAUGAACAUUCUGGACUGUUCAAGCAACAUUCAUUCUGAUUUCAUACGUUUACGAACUGUAAAAGUAGUAUUAAAUACAUAUUCUGUAAAACGUAUUGUCAAGCGAUUUACCAACUCACGUAAAUAUUAUAAUUUAAAAUGGCGAAGUGGGGUGAAGGCGAUCCGCGUUGGAUUGUGGAGGAACGUCCCGAUGCUACUAAUGUUAAUAAUUGGCACUGGACAGAAAAGAAUGCGACAACUUGGUCGAAAGAAAGAUUUCACCAACUAUUUAAGAAUGUUAAGAUUUGCGGUGAAAACGUCGAUUGCACCAUAGAAUGUCUUGAGAAGUGUAGUGGCGAGGCUACCGCAAAUAAUCGCAAAGGGAAAUUGAUCUUCUUCUAUGAAUGGGUGUUAACCCUCAAUUGGAACGGGAAACUUGAUAGUAAAUCUAAUGUUUGCCACAAGGGAAAAAUUUUGAUACCAAAUCUCUCCGAAGAAAACGAAUUACAUGAUGUUGAAAUUACUGUUACAAUUGAUGAGUCAAAUGAGGAAUCUGAGGCCUUAAAACAAUAUAUGUACAAUUAUGGUCGCGAAAAAGUUAGGCAAAUACUUUGUGUGUAUAUCAAGGAACUUAAGGAAGAAUAUUCCAAAAAUUUAAUAUUGCCCAAUAAAAAUUCGACGAAAGACGAAAAUAUUGCCGCAGCUACUUCAAAAAAUGACAACAACUACGUUUAUUGUUCAAAGUCGCUUAAUUCGGCUCCUAAUUCCCUUGGAUGCAAAUUAGAUGUUCGCACGCUUUCUAUAGAAGAAGAAUUUCAAUGCAGCGCUAAUGACCUGUACAAUGUUUUAACAAAAUCAGAUAUGGUUAUGUCUUUUACAAGAUCGCCAGCUAAAGUUGAAGCAGUACGAGGAGGAGAGUUUCAACUGUAUGGCGGAAAUGUUCACGGUAUUUUUGACGAACUCCAACCUGAAAAAAAAUUAACACUUAGAUGGCGUUUGAAAUCUUGGCCUUCAGGACAUUUCUCAAACGUUUCAAUAGAAUUUAAUGAAUUGAUACCCCGUUACCUGUUUUACCGUCAUCCAUACUUCUGCUUCCAGUCGCAAUACUCACACCAGCACAUAUCUCACCACUCACACAACUAGCAACAUUGCCUUCCACCCUGCAAACAUAUUCUAUCCCAGAAGUCACUGAAACAUGACGUGUAGGAUUUAAGCUUCAAAGCCGGGAUAAUGUUUUCGUCGCAAAAGUUACUUCAGUCGGGAGAAACUGUUCCCUGCCUGAGACAGUUUUUUGGCGUUACCUAAGAGACAUUUCAUAAAGUAUCUUUGUAGUGACUCAAGGAAGCAAUCACAAAGGAUCCUACUAAGAGUGCCCCACAAGAGACGCCAAGUAU